GUGUUCGCAUUGGUGCCGGAUCUGGCACACCCCCGCCGGACCAAUCCAGGACCCCACCGCUUGACGCUCCGAGUUGCCCGUGCAUAUCAAGACUUCAAACAGGCACAUCGUGACUUCAGGAAGGCGGGCAAGGAAUGCAAGAAGCAGUGGUUUCGGGACAGAGUCGGGGAUUUGCAGAAGGCUGUCCAUGCUCGAGACUCCAGAACCCUCUACGCUGGCGUGCGCUCCCUGGCCCCGAAGCAGCAUAGAGUCAAAGUUCAGCUGCGAGACCCGCAAGGUCGACUUCAGGACCCUGCUGAACAGCUCAAGCAGCUGGAAAAGCACUACCGAGGCCUUUAUGCCGCGGAUUCUGAUUCUGAGACGGCGGGUCCCCGUCGUGCUGCGGUUCAACUGGACAUCGACUCUGCCGCACUGGCCAAGGCCUUGGCCGCACUGUCUCCAUACAAAGCCACCCCACCGGACCUCGCCUCCAACGCUCUCUGGCGCAUUACAUCUGAUGUUGUGGCCCCUGCGAUUGCCCGCUGGGCCAAGGAGUGGACGAGCAUCCCCCAGCUGUGGAGGAAUGCGUGGCUCGUCUUGGUGCCCAAAAUACCACGACCGUUAUCUCCGAAGAACCUGCGGCCGAUAGGCCUGACUGAAUCCAGCGGCCGAGCUUACGCCAGAAUGCUUCAGGUACAGCUCAGACCCUUCGCCGCCGAAUAUCUCCAAGGCAUCACACAAUUUGCCUAUCUUCCGAACAGAGAUGCGGCUAUGGCCAUCCAACGGGUAGCUGCACACUGCAGGUCUGUGGAGCAGAAGUGCUCCCAUGCCACUCGUACAGUGGCGGAUCGACAGAUGGCAACUGCUGGACAGAGCUAUGCCGAGGACAGUUCAGCUCCAGACACUAUGCAAUCCUGGCUUCAGGCCAACUCCACUACCUACGCCGACGACAUACACCUCAAGGCCCUCAUCAUCAAACAUGCCCGAGCCAUGGCGCACUCGUACGCACACUUGCAACAGGAGUCCACCCAGAAUGUACAUGAUCGUCUGAGAGUCCCCACGGCCCUGGACAGCCUCCUGAAGGAGGCCGCCGCUCUACACAAGCGGCUGCGUCUUCUGCAGGAUCAUUCUGACUUCGUCCAGGCGUCUGCCGUCGAGGACAUCCGGGAACAAGCAGCCACGCUCCAGGCCUCGAGGGAGGUGCAGUGGACUGCCCCUGUUGAACCGGAGGCAGGGCUGCUGCCUCACACCUGUGUGGAAUGCGGCCAAAGCUUUGCGUCCUUUCGUCUCUUGCGAUCGCACGAGGCUAAGAAGCAUGGACAGCGCACACCUCAGUGUGACACUCAACCCUUUGAUCGUUUCGCGCACGGCACUGGUGGCCUGCCCACCUGCAGGCAUUGUGGACAUCGCUUCAGGCAGUGGGACAAUCUGAUCAAACACAUCAAGAAGAACCGCUGCAAAGUUCUCAGAGAUAGGCUGGAUUUUGCCCGGGCCUCCGAGCUAGCCGAAGUGGACCCCGCAACCCUGCUGAGUCCGCCAGAGCCGAAUCCGAGGCAGGAAACAGCUCAUGACCCGCUACCAUCGGGCCGCGCAGAACCGAGACUCUGUGCAGAGGCUGAAAGCUCACCCGCUACAGAUCUCAUUCCUCGCUGUCAGCAGACAAUUGCUGCUGAGCAGUCGCUCUCCUACACCCCGACCACACCUCUCUGCACCUGGCCGGAGGUACAAGAGGCACUGGGCAAAGGACGAUGGUUCGACCUGCCCCUUAACCAGAAGGAUCCACCCAAGGGACGAAGCAAGGGCAAAGGCAAGGGCAAAGGAAAAGGAAAGACGAACUCCCCACCGCCGCAGGGAGUCUACCCGGCCACGCGCAUGUGGGCAUACUCCAGUGGUUUCGACGAAGAUCUGGAUCAGCCAUGGAUGUCGGACAGGACCUCUCGAUCGACGUGGCUGGAGGGGAGAGUGGAGAAGCUCACCCAGCUUGCCUUGAGGCAGGAACAGGUCAUUGCAUCCCUACGCCAAGACAUGACAAUGUACCUGUUCAUGAAGACGGGGGACGAUGGCAUGAUACCGGUCUUAUGCCAGGCGGCGGACAAGUGGCGAACCAUCAGGGAGGAAACACCGGACAAGCUGAACUACUCCUUGAAGCUCACGAUGUUCAAGCAGCUCUUGAUCUCCCUUCAGGAGAGACUGACGGAGACGGCCAAGUCGCAGCAGGCUAUGGAGCAUGCUCGCUCCCUGGGUUGGUUGGACGGCGACCAAAGCUGGAAAGUCCUGAAAUGGAAUCCGGCACAACAGGCCCUGGAAGUGGAGACUGCACUUCGGGCCGUCCCGACGGCAGAUCUGCUGGCGCAGAUCGUACAGGUCAGGAAGGCCACUACCGAGGAGACGUUGCUUCGCUUCAAGAGCAUUCGUCCCCUCUCCACCGAGGUCACGACGGACUGGGUACAGUUCCAGAUUGCAGUCUCCCUGCGGAUGGACGGAGCUCCAUUGUGGAGCACUCUCCAACAGUGGAUCGGCCAAUCUGCGUGGCACACCCUUGGGUGCCGACUCAGACGCGACCGUCCGAACUACGACAAUCUGGUGAGCCAGAUUUGGCUCAACUCCAUGGGCCGCGUGAACCGUUCUCCAACACAGGACUGGAGGCGAGUUGGGAGGCUCGACUCGACACACCGCAAGGAGUACACAAGCAGGCGGCCCUUCAUGCUCUCACGGGCGUUCCGCCUUACCUGUGCAUACAACUACAGAGGUUCACUGGGGAUUCAAGUGGUCUGCAACGAGAUUCCAGGCCGCUGCAUGGGCACAGAUCGACUGUUCGGCUUCCCUGUUUUGAUGCUGAUGCUAGUAUCCACUGCUCCUGGGCUCUGUACCAGGUGGUUGCGGCACAGCUCCACUUUGGACAUAGCCCAAAUGCAGGACAUUAUCGAUCUGUGCUUUACGGGCAAAAGAAGUUUGGGCAUCAGAGAGCGGUGGGUGACAGAUGACAACACUGCUGCACAGCUUGCAACUGACGAUUACGUACAGAGCAGCUACCUGCUCUGGAUGCGCCAG
Messenger RNA from Symbiodinium sp. CCMP2456, 3030 nucleotides. The record is from the annotation of a GenBank genome assembly. NCBI's taxonomy places the organism in Eukaryota, Dinophyceae, Suessiales, Symbiodiniaceae.